Molecule: messenger RNA, 345 nt
Organism: Ilex paraguariensis (yerba mate)
Lineage: Eukaryota; Viridiplantae; Streptophyta; Magnoliopsida; Aquifoliales; Aquifoliaceae
Source: the annotation of a GenBank genome assembly
AUGUAUCUCCGACGAGCAGUAUCUACUUUGCAAAGGAGACUCCGUUAUUCGUCUCAAACAGUCACUGCUACUUCAUGCGGAAGAACUACCAAUUCUCUGCCCAAUUCCGGCAAAACAAUAUUUCUGAGUCAAUCUUAUUCUGGGGGCGAUACUGGGAGUAGGCGAUGUAGGGAUGCUUUUCAAUGGAUUUUACUAUCUGGACAAGCUGGCAAAACAAUAUUUCUGAGUCAAUCUUAUUCUGGGGGCGAUACUGGGAGUAGGCGAUGUAGGGAUGCUUUUCAAUGGAUUUUACUAUCUGGACAAGCUGACUAUGGGAGAGUAAGGGCUAUAUAUGCAAAACCUUGA